GAAUCAUUCCUAUGGAAAACAUGAAGAACAUCUACAUUCUUGUCCCCCUGCUGCUCCUCCUUCCUCCCGUGUGUGGGGGGUUGUUAGGCCUGACAACUGAGAACUUUAUACAUUACGAUGACAGAAAGUCCUGGCAAGAUGCACUGGACUACUGCAGAGAGCAAAACUCCAACCUGGUCAUCAUCGAGGAUGAAGAAGUGAAUCAGGACUUUCUUGGUGUCUGGGGCAGUAGCUCAACCAAAAAGCAGGGCUGGAUCGGUUUGUACAGAAAUGAUUCAGGCCAAUGGAAAUGGUCCAGAGGAGACAUGGUAGCCACUUUCUUCUCCUGGGACAAUGAUGAGCCAAAAGAUGGUCAGAACUGUGCUGUUAAGUACCCUGAUAACAAGAAAUGGAAAACCAAUUACUGUGAAGUCCAACAUUCUUUCAUGUGUUACAACGAGCCGCUGGUUCUGGUGAAAGAGAAGAAGACGUGGGAGGAGGCAUUAAAACACUGCAGGUCUCUGGAGCCGGUGGACCCAAGUCGGCCAGCCACUGCCUACCAGAACUACCGCUAUGACCUGGCCACCCUGCUCACUCAAGAAGACCACGACAUUGCACGAAAGAAAGCCCAACGGGCUACCACUGCUGAGGUGUGGACGGGCCUGCAUUACCUGGCUGGCCACUGGGUCUGGGUGGGUGGAGGAGGAGACGUGCAGUACAACAAUACUGAAGGUUGCCCAACUCAGAGGUUCUGUGGCGUCCUGCUGAAGACCGGCUCCACACUCUUCGAUACAAGGGACUGUGGAGAGAGCAAGAACUUCCUCUGUUACAGGAAGCCUUAAAGACAUCUUUCCCAACAGAAACUUAAAAAGUCUGCUUCUUCCUCCACGUUUCAUGUUUCAGUUCUGUGAUUGCUGUAAACUUUCUCAACAAAGUCAGUGGAUUGUACAUUUAAUAACCUUAACUUUCAGUACUUUUUUCAUGUACAUGAAGUUGUCUUAUAAUUAUAUAUAAUUAAAUAAUUCAUUUUUAACUAAAUAUAAUGUACCAAUAUUAAAAUCUAUUGUUAAAUAUUGAGAAAUUAGUUGAAAAUUUGUCUUGAAUAUAUUUACAUAUUUACAACAUUCAGGUCACUUAGGGAUUAUUUAAUGUAAAUACUGUUAACAAUGUCAUUCAAUGUUAUGUAUGUUCAGUAUAUUUACACAAAAACAGUAGGACUCAUGUGUUUCAGCUCAUAACAGUCACUUAACAAUCACUCACAACCAGGUAUUUCAAAAGUAUCAACAGAACAAAAGAACUUGAAGUUCACCGGAGUGUAUUACAAGGACUCAAUACUUGAACUCGCUUGCGUGUUCACGUUGAGGGUCCGCCACAGUGAGUGCCACGCAAAACCAAUGAGGGCGGAGUGGUAGUGGGUUAUGAAGCCCUCCGAUGCUAAGUGAGCACCGAUGCUGACAUGUUAAAGUGUGUCACACUCUUUGCUGCACGAUGGAGGACCUUUCUUUCAAUGUGAGGUCCGUGUUACUACGCCCGUAAACAUGUAAGAUUUUUAAAUUCCCAACCUACACUAACAUUUCUAUUUCACCAUACACAGGUUAACAGUGCAGCCUCAUGGUUUUAUUGUACAUAAAACGAUAGAAUAACAGAACAUUACACACCUAGGGGUAUCACGUAACAAGCAACAAAGGCAUUUAGCCCACACGUUUUAACUGU
This is a messenger RNA of Micropterus salmoides (largemouth bass), 1692 nucleotides long. Its product is annotated as macrophage mannose receptor 1-like. Lineage: Eukaryota; Metazoa; Chordata; Actinopteri; Centrarchiformes; Centrarchidae. The coding region runs from base 12 to 821 and encodes 269 amino acids. The record is from RefSeq and is a predicted model, not a curated record. The transcript has 3 exons.